AUGGCAUCAUUCACUGGCCAAACAAUCGAGGAGCUCGAGGAAGAGCUCGAUUUGCAAAAAGCGAUUCUGCAAAGUCUCCACGAGACAUUCAGUUCGCGAUCCGAUGCUCUUGAACAAAAACAAGAAACAUUGGAGGUGAUUCGGGAUCUCGAAAGAAGCUUAGCUAGGCUCCGCGGCAGCAACACAGAUCGCUCCUUCUCUAUCGGGCAGAGUCUAGCACCAUCUCAGCUGGACGGCUCGACCUUCUCUACUCCAUCGGUUACAUUCAGCCCACCGCAAGCCGGCCGAGCCUCGUUCUCUUUACCCUCGCGACCUCGAGAUUCUCGACCAGACCUACCUUCAGGCAUGUUCUCCACCCGCAAACGCCCAUUUGCCGAUGACGAUGAAGACGACGAGAGCCACUUCUCGUUCAAACGUGCCACAGGGAGUAGGGCGAGUCCUGCUUUUGACCAGGCGGCUUCGUCUAUCUCGUUCAACCGCAGCAGCCCCGAUUAUCUAGCCAACACCGAGUAUGAUGAAGAUGAUAUUCUCGGCAUCUUUGGGGUUGAAGGCGAAGACAUGCGUACAAUCCAGGAGGAACACAGAAGAGCAGAAAAAUGGUUGGAAGAACGGAAGAAGCAAGAGCGCCGCGAUGCGGAGUUUGCUCGCAAUCUGAUGUCUCACGGCAUGCAGUCCUCAACAGCAUUCACUCCGCUAAACUCCUCGUCUGCCAGUCGUCCAGAAUCUUCUUUCCCUGGACGUGAACACCUUUCACCACAAACUGCACAACCCGGCUCCGCCAAUCCACUGUUUUCGAGCACAAUACCAGGGGGUUUAAUGGCCCCGCCUCUGAACGGGAAUAAUGCCUUCCGCGGUCCGCAAUUUGAAUCUUCAAGAUCACUUACAGAUAGCGAUGAUAGUGAUCUCGCAGAAAUUACUCCGCUAGACUUUCAAUCUCGCACCGUUUUCAACCCGAGAAACAUCAGCCACCUACCCCCAUAUCCAUCGAACCACGGAGACACUGGCUCAGGCGUAUCCAAUGUUUCCAGACCACUCCAUGGCCCUCACUCCAACCCUUAUGCCUCCCCUGGUGCCGUACCUGGACCGAGUGGUGCUGUCAACACAUCAAGUAUGUGGCCGCAGCUUGCAUCGUCCGCUGCGGCAGCCUACAGAGGAGCCAGAGAUUUCUUGAACGAGAGGGCUGGGGGUUCUAGUCUCUUGUCGUCUGCCAUGUCGUCGCUGGGUGAUGUUAUCACUAACGGGUUUGUUGACGAUGAAUAUCGGUCGGACUAUUAUGGUCGCGAUAGUAUUCGGGACUUCUACGAAAACGGAGCCGACCCCAAGCAAGUUAACGAGGAGAUCAAACAGCUGCUGGAAACCAUCCGACCCGAUGCUGACAUUUCAGCCAAAGACCGUGAAGGUACUCCGGAGGCUCUAAGGUUCACGUUGUACGAUCACCAGAAGCUGGGACUGGCCUGGAUGAAGUCCAAGGAAGAAUGUGAUCAGAACGGGGGCAUCUUAGCCGACGACAUGGGUUUAGGCAAAACGAUUCAAGCAAUUGCCCUCAUGGUCUCUCGCCCGUCAAGUGACCCCGAACGAAAGACGACGUUGAUAAUUGCUCCCGUCGCAUUGAUGCAGCAGUGGAAGCGGGAAAUCGAGAAGAUUAUUCGGCCUAAACAUCGCCUCCAGGUAUACAUCCUGCACGGUGCUCAGAGCAAAACGAACUUCAGUGAGUUGAAGAAAUUUGAUGUUGUACUCACCACGUUUGGCACGCUCGCGUCGGAGCUAAAGCGUGUUAAUGAGUACGAAAAACUACUCAAGGAGGGUGCCGAAGAGUCAACGCUGAGCAGACAGUUCCUGAGAAAGCUACCCUGCCUUGGACCUAUUAGCAAAUGGUAUAGGGUCAUAAUCGACGAGGCCCAGUGCAUCAAGAAUCGAGGUACCCAGUCUGCGAUGGCAUGCUGUCGCCUGAACGCAACCUACCGCUGGUGUAUGAGCGGUACUCCUAUGAUGAACACCGUGGAGGAGUUGCAUUCUUUGUUGAAGUUCUUGCGCAAUCGUCCAUACGCUAGUCUAGAAAAGUUCAGACAGGAUUUCUCUCAGCCGCUGAAGAGUGGCUUUAAGGGGUCACAGGACAAAGCAAUGCAGCAAUUCCGUGUUCUUAUAAAGGCAGUACUCUUACGGCGAACGAAGGAUUCGAAAAUCGAUGGCAAGCCCAUUCUCAACCUACCUCGCAGAGUAUCCGAGAAAGUCCACGCCGCUUUUAGUGAAGAUGAACUUGAACUAUACAAAGCACUCGAAGCCAAGACUCAACUCCAGUUCAACAAAUAUCUUGCAGCCGGGUCAGUCGGGCGGAACUAUUCGAACAUUCUUGUUCUCCUUCUUCGUCUUCGACAAGCCUGCUGUCAUCCGCACUUAAUUACCGAUUUCAGCGUCAAACUCAACGAGACUACCCAAGAAGUGGAUUUAAUGGCUAAUGCCAGGGAGUUCAGUGACGAAGUUAUCGCUCGUCUCCGAGAUAAUCCGAAUCUCGAAUGCCCCGUCUGUAUUGAUGCGGUGGACAACCCAAUAAUUUUCUUCCCCUGCGGGCACGGGACUUGCAGUGAAUGUUUCUCCAGGAUCUCCGAUCCUUCUCUUGCUCUACAAAAUGGCGUCGAUGGACAAGCACAGGUAAAGUGUCCCAAUUGUCGUGGACUCGUCGAUCCCAAGAAAAUCACCGAUCAUGUGUCCUUUCGAAAAGUCCAUUUCGCCGAUGGAUCCGAGGAUGUAGGUGGCUUGGAUGGCUUGGGAGUCGCGGCAGAUGAAGAUGAGGACGAUGAUGAUACCGACGACAGCGACGAGGGUGGCACAUUGUCCGACUUCAUUGUCAACGAUAGUGACGAUGAUUCAACGCCUCCUCGAAAAGCGAAGGCGAAAAGCAAGGGCAAAGGCAAAGGCAACCCCAAGAAGUCUCUUGCUCAGCUCAAGAAAGAGGCUUCGAAGAACCAGGCCUCCAAGCGCAAGUACAUGCGCCGUCUGGAGAAAACAUGGAUCACCAGCGCAAAGAUUGAAAAGACCAUGGAGAUCAUACGGGACGUGGAACACCAGGCUAACGAUGAAAAGAUCAUCAUCUUCAGCCAGUUCACUUCUCUUCUGGAUUUGCUCGAGGUACCAAUCGCGCGCGAAGGCCACCGGUACCGUCGGUAUGAUGGAAGCAUGAAACCCUCAGAUCGGAAUUCAGCCGUGCUAGCCUUUACUGAUGACCCAACCUGCAAAAUUAUGCUCGUCUCAUUGAAGGCAGGUAAUGCUGGAUUGAACCUUGUCGCCGCAAACCACGUGGUCAUUUUUGAUCCGUUUUGGAACCCGUACGUUGAAGAGCAGGCAAUCGACCGUGCCCACCGUAUCGGGCAGAUGCGCGAAGUACAAGUUCAUCGAAUUCUUGUGCCAGAAACUGUCGAAGAUCGCAUUGUCGAGCUUCAAGAUAAGAAGCGGGCCAUCAUUGACGGCGCAUUGGAUGAGAAAGAAUCGAAGAAUAUCGCCAGGUUGAGCGUUCGCGAACUCGGCUACCUCUUUGGAAUCGCCCAAUAG
Aspergillus mulundensis is the source of this 3546-nucleotide messenger RNA. Its product is annotated as ATP-dependent DNA helicase. Gene Ontology annotation, molecular function: ATP-dependent chromatin remodeler activity; ATP binding. The transcript is spliced from 4 exons. Lineage: Eukaryota; Fungi; Ascomycota; Eurotiomycetes; Eurotiales; Aspergillaceae. Gene Ontology annotation, cellular component: cytoplasm. The coding region runs from base 1 to 3546 and encodes 1181 amino acids. The record is from RefSeq and is a predicted model, not a curated record.